This is a messenger RNA of Paramuricea clavata, 805 nucleotides long. The record is from the annotation of a GenBank genome assembly. Lineage: Eukaryota; Metazoa; Cnidaria; Anthozoa; Malacalcyonacea; Plexauridae.
AUGAAUAAUGCAAACCUGAAUGCGCCAAGUGAUGAAAGCGUCCGACAAAUUAUCCAAAGCGUAAAAAAUGCCACCACUGACUAUCAAUCACGCUUUCUGAACACUCCAAAAAAGAUCUGUUGCGUUCGUGUCCCUCGAUCUGCAUUCAAUGGAGAUUUAUUGAAGGAACUAGACACAGGUACAUCUUGUAAUUUAUGUUAAGUCAUUUUUUGCGAAGAACCACAUAAAUAGGUCAGCAGUGCUCACAUGUGAUAAGCCAUUCUGACAUGUUGCCACAGAUAUUUUUUCAGUGGCAAGAUUUCCUUCAAAAAUGGGAAAAUAUUGCAUGAAUUGAAUAUUUUAGUGUUUAUAUAAAACUGCUAAUGAAUUCAAUUUGCUGGUUAUAAUGGUCCAUGUACGGAAUUCGCCAUAUUUACAUGUUCUUCUUAGAAUGCAUUUCUCAUUUUGAAAAUUGUUUGCUUUCUCUAAUUGUGAGAACUUUUUAAAAAUGUCACAAGUUGUUGAAGAAGGAAAAUGUGUUAUAAAAUGGCAAAUACCGAAUUUCAUCUGUUGCAUGAUAAUUAGCAGACUUAUAAAGCAUUGUUUUCAUUAAAUAACUUUCAGGAUUGGCAUAAAGAUUUAUAUCCAUGAUCCAAUCAGAUUUUAGUCACUCGCACAUUCAUAUAUUCAUUCAACAGCAUUAGGCCAUCAAGACACCAAGGGGGAAGAGAAACAAGGGGGUAUUUUGGAAGAAAACGUCAUCGAAGAUGAAGUAUCUGGUCCAUGCCCAGAUUGUCUUACCAAAAAUCAAGAGAUUGAUGAAUGA